UAGGUUUGACUUGUAUGAAUGAGAUGAGAUGUUCCGUUAUAUAUAGUAUUUAUUGCAGGAAUAAAUGUAGAAAUACGCCGCAUUUUACGUUCAAACAGAAAAGAGAAACCGUUGUUCGGUGAUCAGCAAUUAGAGAAUAAGUUUGUUUCCAUUUUUGAGGAAUGCUUAAUCUGUGAGAAGCAAAAUCAGAAAAAUGGAGAGUUUAUUGAGCGACAAAUGGGACGUGCAGCACAAGCAUGCGCCGGAGGAGGUGUUGCAGCGGUGGAGGGGCCUCUGCGGCGUCGUGAAGAACCACAAGCGCCGCUUCCGAUUCACGGCCAUCCUCUCCAAACGCUACGAGGCUGCCGCCAUGCGCAAAACCAAUCACGUAAUCCACUUUGAAAUUACAUGACAUUUUCUCCAUCUUCAUGUCUCUUAUUAUCUGGUUUGAUUUCAGGAGAAGUUCAGAGUGGCAAUCCUCGUAUCGAAAGCCGCAUUUCAGUUCCUACAGGCCGAGCGACGACGAUUACACCGUGCCUCAACAAGUCCAGGAUGCCGGUUUCCAGAUCUGUGCAGAAGAGCUGGAAUCCAUCGUGGAGGGCCAUGACCUCAAGAAACUCAAGCUCCACGGGGGCGUCACCGGCGUUGCCGACAAGCUCGCCACUGACUGCUCCACGGGCAUCCCCAGCGACGAUGGCGAGUCCCUCAACCGCCGGCGCCAGGUGUACGGCACCAACACCUUCCAAGAGAGCGAGCCCCAGAGUUUCUGGAUGUUCGUUUGGGAGGCUCUUCACGACAUGACACUCAUGAUCCUUGGUGCCUGUGCGCUGGUCUCCCUCGUCGUCGGCAUACCAACUGAAGGAUGGCCUAAAGGAGCCCAAGACGGCAUCGGCAUUGCCGCCAGCAUCUUGCUCGUCGUGUUCGUGACAGCCACCAGUGACUACCAGCAGUCGCUUCAGUUCAAGGAUUUGGACAAGGAGAAGAAGAAGGUCUCUGUUCAAGUCACCAGAAACGGCUACCGGGAGAGGAUGUCCAUCUACCAACUCCUGCCCGGUGAUAUCGUGCAUCUCUCCAUUGGUGAUCAAGUCCCUGCCGAUGGCCUCUUUCUCUCAGGGUUCUCCGUUUUGAUAGAUGAGUCCAGUUUAACCGGAGAGAGUGAGCCCGUCAUGAUCAGCCUCGAACGCCCUUUCCUUCUCUCUGGAACAAAGGUUCAAGACGGGUCCUGCAAGAUGCUGGUGACCACAGUUGGGAUGAGAACCCAAUGGGGUAAGCUGAUGGCCACCUUGAGCGAGGGAGGAGACGAUGAGACGCCGCUGCAGGUCAAGUUGAACGGAGUGGCAACCAUCAUUGGAAAGGUGGGGCUCUUGUUUGCUGUGGUGACCUUUGCUGUGCUGGUGCAGAAGAUGAUGAGCCGUAAAUGGGGUGAGGGGACAACCACAAUAUGGUCGGGAGAUGAUGCUCUUGAACUGUUGGAGUAUUUUGCUAUUGCUGUCACCAUUGUUGUUGUAGCAGUACCUGAAGGCCUGCCUCUAGCUGUGACGUUGAGCCUUGCCUUCGCCAUGAAGAAGAUGAUGAACGAUAAGGCAUUGGUGCGCCACCUUGCUGCUUGUGAGACCAUGGGAUCAGCCACCAAUAUCUGCAGUGACAAAACAGGGACUCUAACAACCAACCGUAUGACUGUGGUGAAAUCUUGCAUCUCCAUGGUUGUCAAGGAUUUGAGCAUUGAAGCAAGUGUUUCUGAAAUGCGCUCUCAGCUCCCAGAAUCUGUGUUGAAGAUUCUGCUUCAAUCAAUCUUCAACAAUACAGGUGGAGAAGUAGUGGUGAGCAGGGACGGGAAGCAAAAGAUUCUUGGAACUCCAACAGAGGCAGCUAUUCUCGAGUUAGGCCUGUCGUUAGGAGGGGAUUUUCAGGCACAGAGACAGCCACACAAAGUAGUGAAACUGGAGCCCUUUAACUCCACAAAGAAGCGAAUGGGUGUGGUGCUGGAGCUGCCAGAAGGAGGUCUGAGAGCUCAUACGAAAGGUGCCUCGGAGAUAGUCUUGGCUGCCUGCGACAAGGCCAUCAACUCAGAUGGCGAAGUUGUACCACUGGAUGAGGCAUCCAUCAAUCAUUUGAAGACAGCAAUUGAUGAGUUUGCAAACGAGGCUCUUAGGACGCUGUGCCUCGCCUAUUUGGAGCUUGAAAACGGUUUCUCUGCUAGUGAUGACAUUCCAACCUCGGGAUACACCUGCAUAGGAAUCGUGGGAAUCAAAGACCCUGUGCGCCCUGGAGUCCCCGAGUCCGUUGCACUGUGCCGUUCAGCUGGUAUAUGUGUAAGGAUGGUUACCGGAGAUAACAUCAAUACUGCCAAAGCUAUUGCUAGAGAAUGUGGGAUACUUACUGAUGAUGGCAUUGCGAUAGAAGGUCCAGUUUUUCGCGAAUUGAGUAUGGAGGAGUUGCACCAACUAAUUCCCAAAAUCCAGGUGAUGGCUCGUUCUUCACCAAUGGACAAGCAUACAUUGGUCAAACACUUGAGAACUACAUUUGAUGAAGUUGUGGCUGUCACUGGUGAUGGCACGAAUGAUGCUCCUGCACUUCACGAAGCAGAUAUUGGACUUGCAAUGGGCAUUGCUGGGACUGAGGUAGCCAAAGAGAGUGCCGAUGUCAUAAUUCUAGACGACAAUUUCUCCACAAUCGUGACAGUAGCCAAAUGGGGGCGCUCAGUCUAUAUAAACAUUCAAAAGUUUGUGCAGUUCCAGCUCACUGUUAAUGUCGUUGCACUGGCCGUCAACUUCUAUUCAGCUUGCCAGACUGGAAGUGCUCCCCUUACAGCCGUUCAGCUCCUGUGGGUGAAUAUGAUAAUGGACACUCUUGGUGCACUUGCACUUGCAACUGAGCCUCCUAACGACGAACUGAUGAAGAGACCUCCUGUUGGGAGAAAGGGAAACUUCAUUAGUAAUGUCAUGUGGAGGAACAUCUUAGGACAGUCGAUCUAUCAGUUCCUCGUGAUCUGGUUCCUUCAGAAGCAUGGGAAGACUUUCUUCUUCCUCCAUAGCCAUGUUGACUCCAACUUGGUGCUAAACACGAUUAUCUUCAACACAUUUGUUUUCUGCCAGCUGUUCAAUGAGGUGAACUCGAGAGAAAUGGAGAAAGUCGAUGUGCUCCGAGGCAUACUGGACAACUAUGUCUUCGUGUUAGUUUUAGGUUCUACUGUGCUAUUCCAGAUCAUUAUCAUCCAAUACCUUGGCACAUUUGCAAGCACCACGCCUCUCACAUUCAUGCAAUGGUUCUUCAGCAUUUUUAUUGGAUUCUUGGGAAUGCCUAUUGCUGUCUUUUUGAAGAGACACGUUCCCGUCCAACCUUAGUAAAUCAUGCAUAACAUACCUUAAUAUCUGUUGCUGUCUGAGCCACCAGUCGUUGCAUGAAGAUGUGGCUGUCACCUGUAAUAUUGAUAUCAUUCCAAAGGAAAAAAAGACAUGACGGAUUCAAAUCCUGCAAUCAUCAGCUGCAUAUAUUACAAUACACGCCCAAAUGACCAGAAGCAACUCGGAUAUAAAGAUCCCUCACAGAAGCAGCCAAUAGCUUAAGCAAAAGUAGGUAGACAAUCAUAGAAAAGAUAAUAUGUACUCAAUUUGCAUUCAGAUUAGCAUACGGCAAAAAAUGCUCAAAAGUUCACAGUGCACACUUGUACCGCUUGAAAUACAGAUGGGACAAAUAGAAUCUGUUUAGAAGCAAAGUUCAUACUGUACAGCUAGAUAUCAGUUCAUCAUGCUAUAACUAAAGGCCUUUUUCACCUUUCAGAAA
Messenger RNA from Salvia miltiorrhiza (redroot sage), 3762 nucleotides. Its product is annotated as calcium-transporting ATPase 2, plasma membrane-type-like. The record is from RefSeq and is a predicted model, not a curated record. The transcript has 6 exons. NCBI's taxonomy places the organism in Eukaryota, Viridiplantae, Streptophyta, Magnoliopsida, Lamiales, Lamiaceae. Gene Ontology annotation, biological process: calcium ion transmembrane transport. Gene Ontology annotation, cellular component: intracellular membrane-bounded organelle; membrane. The coding region runs from base 408 to 3323 and encodes 971 amino acids. Gene Ontology annotation, molecular function: P-type calcium transporter activity; calmodulin binding; ATP binding.